Trichoderma citrinoviride is the source of this 1059-nucleotide messenger RNA. RefSeq names its product NAD(P)-binding protein. NCBI's taxonomy places the organism in Eukaryota, Fungi, Ascomycota, Sordariomycetes, Hypocreales, Hypocreaceae. Gene Ontology annotation, molecular function: oxidoreductase activity. The record is from RefSeq and is a predicted model, not a curated record. The coding region runs from base 1 to 1059 and encodes 352 amino acids. The transcript is spliced from 3 exons.
AUGGGCUCCGUCUCAGUACCCCAGACCGUCAAGCAGUGGAACGUCGUUUCUCACAACGGCUUCGAUGGCCUCAAGUUCUCCGAGCAGCCUCUACCCGAGCUUGGUGACGGCCAGGUUCUGGUGAAGAUCGAGGGCGCAUCUCUCAACUACCGUGAUCUCAUCAUUGCCAGGGGCGAAUACCCCUUUCCCAUGGCCCCCAACGUCGUCCCCGGAUCUGAUGGCGCCGGAACCGUCGUCGCCGUCGGCAAGCACGUCACCCGCUUCAAGCCCGGCGACAAGGUCAUCACGCUCUUCAACCAGGGCCACCUGGGCGGAAAGCUCAACGCCCAGACCGUCGCGACGGGCACCGGCGGCGUGCUCGAUGGCACGUUCCGCACCUACGGCGCCUUCAACGAGGAGGCCCUGGUGCGCAGCCCGGCCCACCUGAACGCCGUCGAGGCCUCGACCCUCACCUGCGCCGGCCUGACGGCCUGGAACGCCCUCUUCGGCUCCGCCGACCACGUCGUCCGCGCCGGCCACUGGGUGCUCGUCCAGGGCACCGGCGGCGUCAGCAUCUUUGCGCUGCAGUUCGCAAAGGCCGUCGGCGCAAAGGUCAUUGCCACCACGGGCUCCCCGGACAAGGUGCCGCUACUCAAGAAGCUCGGCGCGGACCACGUCCUCAACUACAAGGAAAACCCCAACUGGGGCAAGACGGCCAAGGAGCUGACGGGCGGCCGCGGCGUGGACCACGUGGUGCAGGUCGCCGGCGGCAAGGAGAUGGAGCAGAGCAUCGCGGCGGUCAAGAUGGACGGCAUCAUCGACAUCAUCGGCUUCGUGGGCGGGUCGGCGGACAAGGAGCCCACCUUCCUGCAGUGCCUGAGCAACCUGUUCACGGCGAGGGGCAUCCUCGUGGGCAGCAGGACGCAGAUGGAGGAGAUGAUUGAGGCGAUUGAGGCGCACCCCGAGGCGCUGCGGCCGGUGGUGGACGACAAGGUGUUUAAGCUGGAGGAGCUGAAGGAGGCGUACGAGUACCAGUGGUCGGGCAAGCACUUUUCCAAGGUUGGCGUCAAGAUUGAGUAA